GCACAUCUUCUCCUCCUGGUAGGAUGUGGAGAUGUCACAGGAGAGAAGGUCGACAGGAAGCCCAACUUCGUCCUGAUGAUGGUGGACGACCUGGGAAUCGGGGAUGUCGGAUGCUACGGUAACGACACCGUCAGGUCAGUUCUAUUCGUGAUGCUUACGUUUCUGUGUGCCUCUUCCCCUUUGGCGUGCCCAUUGUCUGCUCCAUUGAUUCCAUUUUCUGACACCUCCUAUUCAUUGUUAUCUCUCCCAGGCGUAAGUAAUCCUGUAACUCGCCUGCACUCAGCCUCAGCCGAGCGAAUAGACAGCUCGCUGAGUUUAUACCUUUUGCGUUCGGGCACGACAGUAAAGUGAAUAACACGAUUCAGAGUCCAUUGCUUGUGUAACCUUGGAGGUGUAAUUGAUCAAAUGAAUUAUGCUCUCACUCUAUUUAGUGUGUCACAGUCCCUCCCGUGAGCCAGCAUGUCCAAUGCCAAGACUCUGGCCCCCCUAACUAGAUCAGGGCCAUAAUGAAUGUUAUUAUUUACACCGGAGUUCCCCCUGCAAUGACAUGUGAAAUGGCUGCUGGGAAAAGGACCCACACAGCAGCGGGCGUUGCAGACGCACCUGCCGGAGAUCCGCGCUCACCGAGGACACCUUUCUAGUUAACAUGGUCUUUUAUCACCAUCACAGCCGGCGUAUUGCAUCAUGUCAGGACUCCGAACAUAGACAGACUUGCUUCUGAGGGGGUCAAGUUGACUCAGCACAUUGCGGCCGCUCCCCUGUGCACCCCGAGCCGGGCCGCUUUCAUGACGGGCCGCUAUGCGCUGCGCUCAGGACUGGCAAGCGCAGGCGGCGUGCAGGUGCUGCUGUUCCUUGGUGGUUCAGGGGGGCUGCCAGCAUCUGAGACCACCUUUGCUAAAAGGCUGCAGCUAAACGGAUACACCACCGGCCUAGUGGGUAAGUGGCACUUGGGUGUGAACUGUGAAACGAGGGGGGACCAUUGCCACCAUCCAAACCAGCACGGCUUCAGCUAUUUCUACGGCCUGCCGUUCACUCUGUUCAAUGACUGUGUGCCCGGAGAAGGGAGCGACAUCAUGGCAGGUAUCCAGCAUGCACUGGCAAAUCUGACCGCAAUGCUUGGAGUUGGACUCUUGUCACUGGUGUGUGUGCGUGUGUGUGGCCUCCUUGAAGUCCGCCUGGGGCUGUUGGUAGCGCUUGGCCUUCUCAGUAUCCUAGCAGCCGCUGUGUGGUACGUACCCUUCAAACAGCUGCGCACAUGGAACUGCAUCAUCAUGAGGAACCAAGAAGUGAUCGAACAGCCGAUGACAGUGGAGACGCUGCCCCACAGGCUGCUGGAAGAAGCACAGAACUUUAUAAAGAGGAAUGUCGAUCGUCCAUUCCUCCUCUUCUUCUCAUUGGCCCAUAUCCACACGCCGCUCUUCAAAACGCCCGCCUUUGCUGGCAAAAGUCGCCAUGGUCGCUACGGUGAUAACAUAGAAGAAGUGGACCGGAUGAUCGGUAAGAUUACAGAGACGGUGGAGUCCCUCGGCCUCGCCAACAACACUCUGAUGUACUUUACAUCGGACCAUGGUGGACACAUAGAGGACGCUGAUUCCACGAUCGGCCAGAAAGGAGGCUGGAACGGCAUUUAUAAAGGUGGGAAAGCUAUGGGAGGCUGGGAAGGGGGGAUCAGGGUGCCUGGUAUUUUCCGCUGGCCUGGCCGACUGGCAGCUGGAAGAGUGGUGGACGAGCCUACUAGCCUCAUGGACCUGUAUCCAACGCUGAAAUAUUUGGCCGAAGACACACAACCAGACAGACAAUCAGAUGGCUUUAACCUAAUGCCGCUGUUGGAGGGAAAGGUCGAGCGAUCUGAGCAUGAAUUCAUGUUCCACUACUGUGGAAUGUACCUGAAUGCGGUACGCUGGCACCCGGCUGGAACUGACUCGGUCUUCAAGGCGCAUCUUUUCACCCCUAACUUCUCUCCCCCGGGAGCCGGCGGCUGCUACGACACCAAGAUCUGUUUGUGUCACGGGGAGCACGUGACCCACCACAACCCGCCGCUGCUGUACGACCUUUUCCGCGACCCCUCCGAGUCCCGCCCGCUGACCCCUGACGCUGAGCCGCGAUAUGCCGAAGUCCUCGAGCAGACCACCAGGGCUGUGGAGAGACACAGAGAUUCCCUCACAAAGCAGCAGCUGUCUGAGGGUCCUGGUCCGCACGCAGGGGCCCAAAGCGCCCAGAGCCAGAUGACAUUGGACAGGAUUCUGUGGAGGCCCUGGCUCCAGCCCUGCUGUGGGACUUUUCCCUUCUGCGGCUGCAAAGAAGACACUGCACACGUUUAAGUGGCAGUACUUUUGUCCGUCCUGGUGUAAGUGAAAGCGAUGGCAUUUCUUACAGCCUAUUAAGUCUUUUCGUUGAUGAGCUUGAACCUUUUAGAUUUAUGUGUAUAUUUGCAUUUUGUUUGUACACAAUAAAGUAAAACUGUAACACGUGGAUGUUUUUCAGAUGCUAAUUUUAAAAGUAUUACAAUAAUUGAAUCAGUAAGCUAUUGGCUCAAUCACCAGUUUGUCAUCUCUUUUAAAAAUAGAGGUUUGUUGCCACUUUAAAACAGCUCUGUCAAAACAGCUCUGACAUAUUUAGCUGGCCUUUGUCAAAUCUACUGAAAACAUUGUGAUAUAUAUAUAUAUAACAGUUAAAAGUUAGCUGUUUUACUAUUGUGUCCACUAAAGAUUAUGAAGUGAUGAUGUAAACUGACACUCGACUAGUGAGGGACAUUUCAGGGCAGGAAGACUAAAGAUGUGGUUCAGGAGUUUAUUUUGACUGUUUGCCUUUAGAGGGCAGUGUCUGACUGAUGGGAGGAAAGUCAGCUGUGCUUUGUGUUUGAAUUUUGUGAUAAGAAUAUUACCUCCAAAUAAUUUUUACUUUUUUAGUAAUAGUAGCAGCAAUUCUGUCCUUUUUUCCUAUUUCCACUCUAAAGUGUACUAUGGGGCUUUUCUUCCGUCAUUUCUUAUGUAUCCAAAUAAUUUGGCUGACAGUAAGAUAUCUUUUUGAGCUCAUAAAAAAAGAAUAAUAAUUCAUUGUCUUCUCCGUCGGGAUUGUCAAACGCAGGGUGACCAAAAGGACACCCUGCGGCCCCUAAAAUCUUCAUUUAUAAAAGACUGCCUGAACUUUUCCAUAA
Gasterosteus aculeatus aculeatus (three-spined stickleback) is the source of this 3157-nucleotide messenger RNA. RefSeq names its product arylsulfatase H (gene arsh). Gene Ontology annotation, molecular function: arylsulfatase activity. The record is from RefSeq and is a predicted model, not a curated record. Lineage: Eukaryota; Metazoa; Chordata; Actinopteri; Perciformes; Gasterosteidae.